Seriola dumerili (greater amberjack) is the source of this 4316-nucleotide messenger RNA. Its product is annotated as arylsulfatase I-like. The record is from RefSeq and is a predicted model, not a curated record. Lineage: Eukaryota; Metazoa; Chordata; Actinopteri; Carangiformes; Carangidae. The transcript is spliced from 11 exons. Bases 149 to 2476 code for a protein of 775 amino acids.
CUUUAGUCAAACCGACCCUUUCUCCGAGCUGAAGAAAGAUCCGAAGUGUGAAGAAUGAACUGAACCGAAGCGGACAGGAAGAGGAGAGGAGGGGGGAGAACAGCCGUUCACUCCCAUUGAUCCUAUAUCGAGGGCUCCUGUAGUAAAGAUGCAGGCUGCCGCUGCUGCUCUGGCUCUGACUGUGCUCAGUGUUCUCUUCAGCCUGGACGGCCUGUGUGCCCACAGGUCCAAACCAAACCAGUGGCAGCACCACAACGACAGAAACACUCAGAAUGAUGAGACAGAACCGAAGCAGAAGAACCAGCCGCACAUCAUAUUCAUCCUCACGGACGACCAGGGCUUCAAUGACAUCGGCUACCAUAACCCAACCAUCAAGACUCCCACUCUGGACAAACUGGCGGCGGAGGGCGUGACGCUGGAGAAUUACUAUGUCCAGCCCAUCUGCACGCCGUCACGCAGCCAGCUCAUCACUGGCAGAUAUCAGAUCCACACUGGACUACAGCACUCCAUUAUCAGACCCAGGCAGCCGAGCUGUCUGCCAUCACACAUGGACACGCUGCCUGAGAGGCUCAGAGAGGCUGGAUACACCACACAUAUGGUCGGCAAGUGGCACCUAGGCUUCUACAGGAGAGCAUGCCUGCCAACCAGAAAGGGUUUCGACACUUUCUUUGGCUCUUUAACAGGAAGUGUGGAUUACUACAGUUAUGGGUCCUGUGAUGGCCCAGGGUUGUGCGGGUAUGAUCUUCAUGAUGACGAGGGCGUGGCGUGGGGCCAGGAAGGGAAAUACUCCACCACGCUGUUCACUCAGAGAGCUCGCAAGAUCCUCGAGAGUCACGACCCUGCAGACAGGCCGCUCUUCCUGCUGCUCUCCCUCCAGGCAGUCCACACUCCUCUACAGCCUCCUAAGCCUUACAUCUACCCCUACCGUGACAUGGCUAACGUUGCCAGGAGAAAGUUUGCCGCCAUGGUUUCCACAGUGGACGAGGCGGUCCGAAACGUCACCUACGCCCUCAGAAAGUACGGAUACUACAAGAACAGUGUCAUCAUCUACUCCACCGACAACGGUGCCCAGCCGUUUACAGGAGGCAGCAACUGGCCGCUGCGAGGCCGUAAGGGUACAUAUUGGGAGGGCGGAGUCCGCGGUGUGGCAUUUGUACACAGUCCUCUGCUGAGACGCAGGAGACGCGUCUCCAAAGCUCUGCUCCACAUCACUGACUGGUUCCCCACGCUGGUGAGCCUGGCCGGGGGAAACAUCAGCCAGAGUCAGGGCCUGGAUGGUUUUGAUGUUUGGCCCACCAUCAGCGAAGGGAAGGAGUCACCUCGUCAGGAGAUCCUUCACAACAUCGACCCCCUGCACAAACCUCCGGUUCAAACCAUGACCUGGGACGUGGGCACAGAGGAAGCCUCAGUACACUCAUCAAAAGGUCCAGCAUUUAAGAAGCCAAAGAAGAAGAAGAAAAUUCUGAGGCAGCAACCAAAGCAAAAGUCAGCGUUCAGGUUAAAAACCACCAAGAAACCUCAGACAUUUUCCCAUCAUGCUGCUAAACCUAAACCCAGAGCUAAAUCCAAGCCCCCUCCCAAACUGAAGCAUAAGCCCCUCCCAAAAUCAAAGCCCAUACCUAAACCCAAGACCAAAGCCUACCAGCAUCAGUUCCUGUCCCACUACAGGCCUCAUCAGGAGUCCCACUCUAGUGGUGCUCCAUCAGUGUCAGGAAUGUCCCGACUCAGAUCUCAGCCUCAGGUUCAGUCACGUUUAAGGACAAAAUCCAGGCGGGCCACGUCCCAGAAGCAGCACUUGUCAGGGUCAGGAUCACCUCAGCCAAAAUCCAAGAUCCAAAAUCCACAGCUCAGAUUACAUUUAAAGACUAAGUCCAGGAGGAUGUUAUCCCAAUAUCAGAACACGUCCCAGCCGAUGACAUCCCAUCCAAUGCCCCAGUUUAGGCCUCAGUUAUCCCAGCCGGUGUGGGACACAUCAGUCCAGGCUGCUAUCAGAGUCGGGGACUGGAAGCUGCUAACAGGAGACCCAGGCCAUGGAGACUGGGUCCCCCCACAGGUACUCGCCACUCUCCCUGGUCGCUGGUGGAACCUUGAACGCACCCUCUCGUCUUUCUACAAAUCCUCCUACCACAAAAACAUCUGGCUGUUCAACAUCACAGGCGACCCGUACGAGCGGCACGACAUGGCAGACCAAAGGCCAGAUGUGGUCCAACAGCUGCUGGCCCGGCUUGCUUACUACAACCAAACAGCCGUUCCAGUUUACUUCCCCCCUGACGACCCUCGAGCCAAUCCCAACGAGCACGGCGGCGCCUGGGUGCCCUGGGUGGAGGAAGAGGAGGGCGAGGAGGGAAAAUAUCAAGGGGUGUACAAGAAAGGCAAGAACAGCAAGAAGAAGAGGAAGAAGACGAGGUGCCGGCUGUGCAAGCUGAAGUCGUUCUUUCUGAAACUGAACACCAGGAUGAUGUCCAAUCGGAUCUGAGGUGUCGACUCAGAUUUUUAACUAUGAGAUGAAUGUGUCAAAGACUUCAACAUUUUGAAAUGUUGUAUUUUCAAUGUUCCAUCUUCACUUCUUAAACCCAGUGAAAAAAAGUGGUCACCAGGUGGGUUAACUCCACUACAUUCAGCUUAAGUAAACCUCUUUCUUACAUGUCCAUUCACUGGCUUCUCUCUGCUACUUGUUCCUCUAAAAAUCAACAUGAUAGUCAUACAUGCAGCCGUGCUGUAAAUGAUCUGGUAAUUAGGGAUCUGAGGUGUCACUGACAGUCCAGCUGGAUUGUAAAGACCUUUUCACUGAAAUUUAAAGGGUCAGUCCACUCAAUAUACUAACACAUAUUAUCUCACUUAGCCAGGGAGACAGUCUGUUUUACAAUAUUUUGAAAAUUGGUCUGCUGUCAACCUAAUAUGAUCGAGUCUUACUAGAAGCAUUUUUUCCUGUUACAAGUUUUCAGUAUAAAAACAUUGAUGAUAGUGAGGUCUGUGAACUAUUCUGAGCAAGUAUUUGGGACAAAAUUUCCAUGUCCAAACUUCCAGUAGAAAUGAAUGCAGACAUAGAUAACACCAUAUUAAUGUCUGCAUGGCUGGAUAACUGAACUUUAAAUUACAACAGGAUGCCAGAGGUGGUUUUUUAACCUCUGUUCUCAGAGGUUGUGACUGCUGUUAUUUUCAUUGUGUCAACUGUUUCUUCGUUAUUUUUUAUUCCAUUUCAUUUUCAUCACUUACAAACUGACAGAGUUCCUGGCACAAGGACUGACUGUGUGACAGUAAAAUGUGUAUUGACACUGUAAAUGAUUUAAUUAUGUUAAACUAUAAACAGAAAACUAGCAUUUUCAAGAAUCUGUUAUUAAAGUGAUGUUGACAGAUUUUACUGUAUGUUUACAUCCAGAAUUCAUAUACUUAAAAAUCCUAAUUUAGGGUUUAGAAGCUGAUGUUUAUAGUGACAGUGCAUGAUCAUGAUAAUUAUAUAUCACUUUGUUGUUUUUCUUUGUCUGCCAUAAAUAAGAAAACAUUACAAAGGAGUUUUUAAUAUAUUUGUUUUUAGAUAUUAUCAGUUUAGUUCCACAUCACAGUGAUUUCAGAUGUUUUUCUAUUAUUUGUUUUUAGUUAUAAUGUGUUUACAUAUUACUAUGGCUGAAACAGGCCUUUGGAUACUGUGGUUUUUUGAAUGUACUGACAGUAGCAAGCAUCUUUUGACUAUGAAUUUACAGUAUGUGUUUUUAAUUCACUACAUCUUACUGUGAACAGCAGAAACCUUAAUUUGAAAAUAGUAUUUUACCUAUUUGGCCCUAUAUAAUAUUUUAAUAUUUAUAUGCUUUAUGCAAAUCAGCAUUUAAGUUUCAGGGGGAAAAGUUAUUUGCUCUGGUUCUACUGCUCCUCAACACAAAAUGAUCUCUUCAGUCCAUCGAAGACAUACAGUACACAAAAUGAGCCAGUUGAACACAACAACAGUAGCUGCCAUUCACCUCUAAUGUAAAGAUCCUAAUGAUUUUGUGUUGUCACUUAAAGCUCAUGUAUUCAGAAAAUAGAGAGAAGGAGGUAAAAUGUGUUACAGCAAAAGUUUUACCAUCAUAAGAAACAUCUUUGAAGUUAGAUGUUGGUUUUCCACUUGAGCAAGACACCUAACCUCUAAAUAUUUCAGUGUAUUUGCUCAAUAUCUAACAAACCACGUCUGUGGCUGUUCUGCAACAGUGCACGGCAGUGUGAGUGUGGAGCAGAGAGUUCCUGAGAAACACUUUAAAUGGACGCUUGAUUCCUCCACCCUGAGUAAAUAAAGGUAAAAUCAGAUCAACAGCGACUCUGUCCUUUUAUUUUAUGUAUGCUGG